UUCGUUAUAAUAUAUAUAAUUGCAUAAUUGUAAUUGUAUAAUUAUUUAAAAUAUUAUUUUGUCCUUUUUAUUUUUUUUAGAAAAGUCGCGGUGGGUUAUACCAUCCAAGUCACAUUUUGUGUGUUUUCUUUAUUAGGAACGACAUUGAUGGGUGAUUUUAAAUCGAAAAAAUUAAUGUUCCGCGCUUGGUUUCCUUUUGACAUCACCUCCUCGUGGUUUGCGUUUUCUAUGACGUUCAUCUAUCAGUUAGUGGGUUUAGUGAUCAUAUCCAAUGGUGUCUGUAUUUUCGAUACGUUAUUCGCCGGCCUAUUGCUUCACAUCUGUUGUCAACUCGAGAUGCUGGUUUAUCGUUUGCACAAUAUCGAAGGAAAUGAAAUUCAAUCGUUAAAACACUGCGUUUGGCACCAUAAUAAAAUAUUCAGGUUCGCCGAUAUUGUAAACAAUUUUUUUAACAAAUUAAUGUUCGUGCAAUUUGUGGAAAGCGCAAUCUCGAUAUGCUUUACCCUGUAUCUACUAACAGACAUAGACGACACUGCGCAAUUAAUAGGAUGGUCUUCGUUCAUGUUUGCCGCCGUAUUUCAAACUUUUUAUUUUUGUUGGUUCGGAGAUGUAGCAAAAGUAAAGAGCCUCGAUAUUUCUAAUAUGGUAUAUAAUAGCGAUUGGCCAAAUUUGAGCAACGACGCCAGGAAGAUGCUUGUGGUAAUCAUGGCACGUUCAUUGACGCCUGUUGAGAUUACAAGCGCCUAUAUUUUACCAAUGAACUUGGAAUCUUUCAAAGGUUUGAUGAAAGUUGCUUACUCGGCGUAUAACAUGCUGCUACAGAGUAAGUCAUCGGACUACUCUCUCACGCUAAUCUUGGACAUUUUCUACAACGUGGAAACGCAGGACGAUUUAAGUGAGAAUUUUAGCGUAACUGUCACGGUACUUAUCACGAGUUGCAAAUUUAUCAGCUUAGUCUUAGGGCGAAAAACUAUCAUAGAUAUAUUGGGUCUACUGAAGAAAAAGCCCUUUAUGCCGGAGAACAAUGAGGAGGUAGAAAUUUACGCGAAAUACGACAAUCUAAUAGAAUUCGCCGAAAUGGUAAAUAAUUUGUUUAGCAAAAUGAUGUGCGUGCAAUUUAUGGUAAGCGCAGCCGCCAUAUGCUUCAACGUUUAUCGAGUAACAGAAUCAAACGCAGACUUUUUAUCUCUGCAGAGCCUCGAUAUUCCUAAUAUGAUAUAUCAUAGCGAUUGGACGAAUUUGAGCAACGACGCUAAGAAGAUGCUUCUGAUAAUCAUGGCACGUUCAUUGACGCCUGUCGAGAUUACAAGCGCCUAUAUUUUACCAAUGAACUUGGAAUCUUUCAAAGGUGUCAGUAUCUAUGUAGAAAUACAUUAUAGCAGUGAGUGGAAGAGUAGAUUAAUGCGAAUACUUAAUAAACUGAGUAAUUCGCGGUGUGAAACAGAUCUGAGCCUAAAAUACUAGGCGUAGCUGUUGUAUUUAUUUAUAUCGUUUUCGUUGGAUCCAAAAGAUCCUACCUUUUGAAAUAGAUGGUCAUUGCUUGGAAAUUAGUUAACAGCAAUACAAAUUUUAUUGAAUUUAUACGUGUUGAAUUUAUACCUCAAAUAAAUGGAAAAUGAUACAAACUUGAAAAAUAUUACAAAGGAUUUUGAUGUGUUUAAAA
Bombus pascuorum is the source of this 1663-nucleotide messenger RNA. RefSeq names its product odorant receptor Or1-like. Gene Ontology annotation, molecular function: olfactory receptor activity; odorant binding. Gene Ontology annotation, biological process: sensory perception of smell; detection of chemical stimulus involved in sensory perception of smell. The record is from RefSeq and is a predicted model, not a curated record. Gene Ontology annotation, cellular component: plasma membrane. The transcript is spliced from 7 exons. NCBI's taxonomy places the organism in Eukaryota, Metazoa, Arthropoda, Insecta, Hymenoptera, Apidae. The coding region runs from base 148 to 1464 and encodes 438 amino acids.